This is a messenger RNA of Drosophila rhopaloa, 3247 nucleotides long. RefSeq names its product kelch-like ECH-associated protein 1B (gene Keap1). The record is from RefSeq and is a predicted model, not a curated record. NCBI's taxonomy places the organism in Eukaryota, Metazoa, Arthropoda, Insecta, Diptera, Drosophilidae. Gene Ontology annotation, molecular function: protein binding. The transcript has 6 exons. The coding region runs from base 255 to 2579 and encodes 774 amino acids.
GGCGAACCACCGCCCGGCAGUCAGUUGACGGGCUCUCUCCACGGCGCACGCAUGAUCGCCGGAGCGGAUUUACGGAGCAGCAGAUGAUCGUGCGCUUUCAUUUUCACACAGUCUUUGUUCGCGAAUCCGCACUGACUCGAGUGGAGUGUGUGCCCAUAAAACGCGUUUAACAUACCCCUGAUUAAAAAUACAAUAUCUUGAAGUGAAGUGAAAAACCUUAAAGGAUCUCCCAAACGAUCCUGAUCUGUGCCAAAAUGCAAACCCAAAUGCAAUCCCCAAUGCAGUAUGAGAGUCACAUCUCCGACACCCACAAAACUUACGCCCGCCUACCAGAAGAGGCUGAGAUGAACAGCACUACGGAAAGUUGUUCCAUCUCGUCGACAUGCUGCGGUCGGUUCGGAUCGGUGCACUCGACGUUAGAUGACCACGAUGCUACGGACGACGACAUGACCUUCUGCAUGUCCAACUACCCCAAGGAAGCCCUCAAAAUGAUGUUCAUGAUGCGGUCGCACGGCAUGCUGACGGACGUUGUCCUCGAGGUGAAGAAGGAGCUUUUCCCUGCCCACAAGGUGGUGCUGUCCGCCGCAUCACCCUACUUCAAGGCCAUGUUCACGGGAGGACUUAAGGAGUCGGAGAUGUCGCGUGUCCAGCUCCAGGGGGUGUGUCCCACGGCUAUGUCCCGCAUCCUGUACUUUAUGUACACCGGCCAGAUACGUGUGACUGAAGUAACGGUGUGCCAACUACUGCCCGCGGCCACUAUGUUCCAAGUGCCAAACGUUAUCGAUGCCUGCUGUGCCUUUCUGGAGCGCCAGUUGGACCCUACGAAUGCCAUUGGCAUCGCCAACUUUGCCGAGCAGCACGGAUGUGUGGAGCUGCAAAAGAAGGCGAAUGUUUUUAUUGAGCGGAAUUUUACACAGGUGUGCCAAGAGGAGGAGUUCCUCCAGCUUUCGGCUUAUCAGUUGAUAGCCCUGAUCCGAAGAGACGAACUGAAUGUGCAGGAGGAGCGAGAGGUCUAUAAUGCUGUCCUUAAGUGGGUUAAAUACGACGAGGACAAUCGGCACUGUAAAAUGGAACACAUACUGGGCGCCGUGCGUUGCCAGUUCCUUACGCCAAACUUCCUCAAGGAGCAGAUGAAAAACUGCGACGUACUGCGAAAGGUGCCCGCCUGUCGGGAGUAUUUGGCCAAGAUCUUUAAGGACUUAACGCUGCACAAGUGUCCAGGUGUAAAGGAACGGACACCGAACACAACGCGCAUGAUUUUUGUGGCUGGCGGCUUUUUCCGGCAUUCACUGGACAUUUUGGAGGCCUACAAUGUGGACGAUAUGACGUGGACGACACUGCCAAAUCUGCGCAUUCCCAGGUCCGGACUUGGUGCCGCCUUCCUCAAGGGAAAAUUCUACGCGGUUGGUGGCAGAAAUAACAACAUUGGCUCCUCCUACGACUCGGAUUGGGUUGAUCGUUAUAGUGCCGUCAGUGAGACGUGGCGACCCUGUUCCCCGAUGUCCGUGCCACGCCAUCGAGUGGGCGUGGCCGUUAUGGACGAGCUAAUGUACGCCGUGGGUGGAUCCGCUGGCAUGGAGUACCACAGCACUGUGGAAUACUACGACCCGGAACGAGAUCGCUGGACUCUCGUACAGCCGAUGCACGCCAAACGCUUGGGUGUCGGGGUGGUAGUGGUGAAUCGCCUGCUUUAUGCGAUUGGAGGUUUCGAUGGAAAUGAGCGUUUGGGCAGCGUGGAGUGCUAUCAUCCGGAAAACAAUGAGUGGAGUUUCCUGCCACCUUUGCAAACAGGUCGCAGUGGAGCUGGUGUGGCUGCAAUUAAUCAGUACAUCUACGUGGUUGGCGGUUUUGAUGGAACUCGACAACUGGCCACCGUGGAGCGCUAUGAUACCGACAACGAUACCUGGGACAUGGUGGCGCCAAUCCAAAUCGCACGCAGUGCUCUCUCGCUGACUCCGCUGGACGGAAAGCUGUACGCAAUUGGCGGAUUCGACGGCAAUAAUUUUCUGUCCAUCGUUGAGGUCUACGAUCCGCGAACGAACACCUGGACGAAAGGAACGCCACUAAAAUCGGGACGAUCUGGUCAUGCGUCGGCUGUUAUUUAUCAGCCAGCUUGUUCCACUACUUCAAUGGACUACGAAGAGAGCGAGGCACCGCAGCCAGAUGGAAGUAAUGACCGCGGGGGGGAAGGUAAUACAUCGCAAAAUCCCUACGGAAGUGGAAGUCCACAUUAUCCCGGAACCCCACCUAAUAUGCAGUUUCACACUUCAUUCGGGACGAGCGGCUGCAACAAUUGUGACUCCGAAGUAGACGUGAAGUCAGAAACCUCAACAGAACGACAUAGUUUUCAAAUUCCCGCCAUCAGAUCAGAGGAGCUAAGCAAUCCGAAUUGCCCCUGGUCCAAAAUGAGUGAUAAAUGGCGAAGAACUCCACCAUUAUCUUUCUCGGAGAAAGAGGGAAACUCAUUAAAUAUCCAUAAAUUCGAUAAAGCGCGAAAGGCAUGCAUACUAAGUACAGCAGCCAAAGUUAUCCACAAUCACAUCGAAGGUCGACUCCGAAAACUCGCUGCAGCCACAUGACAAUAAGAAUCUAAGCCUAACGUUUAGCCACAACCAAAAACAUCAUUCAUUGUACAAAACUUGUUCGCAUCCCCUAGAAUUCCAUGUUGAGAAGGAUCAUUCCAUAAAAAAUAAUGCUAGUGUGUUCGCUAGGUGAUAUUUAGUCAAACAGUUCUUAUGGCAUCCAUAACAUUAACUGGCGCUCGUUAGCCCAUUUUAAAAAGAGUGAUUAGGGUUAAUAGUUGAUUAGUGGAAGAAAAGUGUCGUAUUUUAUGUAUUUCGUAGGUCCAUACUUAUAACUUGCGUAUUGUACUUUUUAGAGUAGGUUUAUCAAAGGAAUUAUGUGCAUCCAUAAUAAUUUAUAAGAAACAUAAUAAGUAUAAGAAAAAUAAUAAUAAAAAAACCUUUACAAAAUUCAACAAAAAAGGUAAUUUAAAUUGGAACUUCUGGUACGAUAUGUGGAAUAUUAAAUUAUAAUUAAAUAGUCUAGAAAAAAAUUAUCAAUUGUAUAUUAAGGUAAAUAAAAAACAUCACUAUUCUUGCACAAAAAAUUGAACUACUAAGGCCCAUUAGACUGACUCACCGUGAAAAAGUCGUUUAUUAUAAUUCAAAAAUUUGUUUUAUUGUAAUUUAACGACUAUUCAUGUAAUUUGUUAAUAAACAAAUGUCUUAACAAGCUGUAGAUUAAA